Benincasa hispida (wax gourd) is the source of this 555-nucleotide messenger RNA. RefSeq lists its product as uncharacterized. The record is from RefSeq and is a predicted model, not a curated record. Lineage: Eukaryota; Viridiplantae; Streptophyta; Magnoliopsida; Cucurbitales; Cucurbitaceae.
AUGUCAAAAUCUUUGAAAAUUCAUGAAGUUGAUAGGUUUUCCGGGCAAGUAACUUGCCUGGCCCACGUAGCCAAUGCCAACAAGAUUGUAAAGCAGAAGCUUACCGGAAGGCAGUUAGAGAUGUUCAAGAAAACAGUUUUUGGUCCCUUUCUAGACAUUGAACUUGUAUUCAACAACCCACUAAUCCACCAUAUGUUAUUGAGAGAACUGAAGAAGCCAGGAAUUGACUCAAUUAGUUUCUUUGUCAGAGGAAAGAUCAUCACAUUUUCGAAUGACGACUUUUUAUUGAUCACUGGUUUAUGGCGGUCUCAUACGCGAGUUAGACGGAGUGAGGAGUCCUCACAAGAACUUUUUACGAGGUACUUUUGUAAUCGAUCGACCUCAGACGCAUUCCACUUGAAUUUGCUUGAAGAAGAAUACAAAAAAUUGGCAUUUGAAAAUGACGACGAUGCUGUGAAAAUUACCGUAGUAUAUUACAUAGAGGUUGCAAUGAUGGAUAAAAACAAGCAAAAGAAUGUUGUAGAUCGUAUUCUAUUUGAUGAUUUGAAGAUAUAG